Molecule: messenger RNA, 7266 nt
Organism: Talpa occidentalis (Iberian mole)
Lineage: Eukaryota; Metazoa; Chordata; Mammalia; Eulipotyphla; Talpidae
Gene: RNF44
Product: ring finger protein 44
Exons: 12
Coding region: 3608-4918 (436 amino acids)
Source: RefSeq, a predicted model, not a curated record
CCACCCCCGUUGUUUCUGGAGCCCACUAGGCCACACUACCAGGAUCUGUGGGGGAGGGAAGUCACUUCCUGAGUCUUCUUGUCAGGUGAAAGGACCAGAACCUGCUUCAAGGGGGUGGAGCCAAAGCAUGUGAUGAGACACACAGUAGGUGUGCAGGCCACAUCCCCUCAUUAAGGUUCCCACACAAAAUAUUUGUUGGUGUGGGCCUCCCCUGGUGGCGCAACGGUUGAGUGCUGUGCUGCGAGGCUGCCUGCAGCCUCUGCAGCACCGGUUCGUUCCCCGGCCGCCGGCGAGGGUCCCACCAAAAGAAAAAAAAUAAUUUGUUGGUGAAUCUAAGAGGGAAUUCAUAGGAGAGUCCAGAUUUCUGGCUUCUCUGGAAAACAUAAUAAAACAGACUCCUUCCUAUUUAUUUCAGUGAUCCUGCCUGUGCCCCGGGGAAGGUUUUGUAGAUCAGGCUGUGGUAUUAUUGGCCCCUGCCCUGGGGGGGAUUAUGAGAGUCUGUUGAUUUACUAAAGGCUUCCCAAAACAUUGAACCCAAAGGUCCUGCAGCAGAGAAGACUACAGCGAUUUCCUAGCCCUGUAGGAUCAGAGGUGAGAGUCAAACCCAGAACCCCUUCUUCAGGCAUCUACCACCUACCAUGAGCCAGGCCCUGCUGCCCCUGCCCCACCCCCUCACCCCCAGCAGUCCCAUAGAGAUAGCCUUUUGCUGUCUGAUGCAGUGUGCUAGCCACCCGAUGUGCACUGGGGAUGCCUGAGCAGCUCGCUGCCAGGAGACAGGUCAGCCAAGGCUCAGGAAGUUGUCUGUGAGUUCAGUCCCCAAGAUUGAGCAGGGUUUUGCUAGAGGUGAGUAGAGGAUGUUGAGGAUAUUUUAGGCAGACAAAAUGGUAUUUGGACACUUGGUGUCUUCAAAGUAUGUAACUGGUGGCUGAGGGUGGGGAGUGGUAAGGUGUUCUCACUGUAUCCCCUCUCUGAGGCUGGUUAUCCUGUGGUGUCUGCCUUUCAGGGAAGUUGGCUUUCAAUCAGUACACUAAAAAUACUGAAUCCCUUCAAGCCAUAAUGGGACUGUGACAAGGCUGGGUCAUGAAGUGAAAGUCAGGGUGCCUCUAGCCCAGAGUUCAGAGAUGGGGGGCUCAAUAUAGUCUGAACACAUCCCAGAUUCCAAUAAGAGGUUAGAUGGGAGCUGUCUCAACGUAUAGAGAAGAGGAAUAGAUUGAUAGGAAGAAAAAGGACAUCACAGGCAGGGCAUCCAGUUGUGCAAAGGCAGGAAGUUUGCAGAUGUGGAAAGCCACAGGGAGCACAACCAGGGUUGUAAGAGGGAGGCUGGAGAGAUGAACCUGAGAAAUUAAGUGGGGGAAGCUUGUUAAGUGCAUCCCAGAAAGCCGGGCAGUAAAGUCUGCAAGUAUCCUGACACUGGCAAGCAGGGUGCGGUCUUAACAGUCUAGGCACCUUCAUUGUGGGAAGGGCUUUCUAAUUGACAGUGGGAAAAAUAAAAGAUGGGAUGGGACAUAGAAGGGAGAGCUGAUAAGGAGAUGGCAUCAUCCUGUAUGUCCCCACUUUUUCUCAUGCAUAUGGUUUUAACUGAUGGAUAGAACUUGGCAUUCCAGGUAACAUUUUUUUUUUUUAUGCAUACAAGGAUUGGGGUACAGGCCAGAGGUGUGGUGGGUGAGAGGAUUCACCAGAGACAGAGUGGGGAACAGAACAGGCAGACUGACUGAAAUGCUGAAGGGAGCUGCCGGCAAAGCAGCAGAGGUCUGCUGCGCCAUGUGGGGAGCUCCCUGGCCAGCUGGGGAUUGAACUGGUGCUGCAGAGGCUGCGGAUAGCUUCACAGUGCUGUACUUAACCCCUUGCACCACAAGGGAGGCCCUCCAAGUAACAUUCUGUAUAGCGUUACAUCAUGAACUUGAUCUGUUCUUAGAGAUCUGCCAGCCACCCCUGGGCACCACCUGCAGACAUUGUGUUGCUAGCCACACAGCCAAAGUGCCCUGUCAUAUUGUUACUGGCUGAAACAACACUUCCAUGUGUCUAUUCCCCAAACUUCCUUGUGGAAUGUUUCCAUUGGAUAUCCAUCUUGAAGGGGGAUUUCUGACUCUGCGAAAACAGAAAAGUUUUUAUGGCAUAAGACUUAAUACAUACACUUUUACAGUAAUUCUCUUUAGAAUUUUUAUUAGUUUAUACCACAUAGGUUUUUCUUUUUAAAGAGAAAAGGCAUAUACAAUAAAAUCUAUCCUCCUGACAUAGUGCUCUCUUCUAGUUCUCCUCAGCACAAUUGUUAAGCAGCUUCCUGUAUAUCCUUCCAAAAAUAUUCUAUGCAGACACUGUAUAUAGCCAGUUUAAAAAUUUUUGAUAUACUGUUAAACUAUUCAGCGUUUUGCUUUCAAUUUUAUUUUUAAAUUUGGGAUUAUGAAAUAUACCAAAGAAGCACCCUCUCCCUUCCCUUCCCCGCAGUAGCCCACCCUGUGGGUUUAACAUGUUAACAUUAUGCACGGGCAUCUUUUUUAAGGCUUUCCGGAAAUUAUCCCUGUGUCAUUUCAGCGCCAUACAGAUAAGGGCAGUUAGUUCUCAGUUAUAGGCACGCAUCAUUCUUUAUUCGGCCUGUUCCAGAUCUUGUAAAUUUAGGAUAUUGCUGAUUUUUCGUUCCUUUUUUGCUUAUAUAAUUGAUGUGUAGGUAAUACUCCACGUUUUCUAAUGUGUGACUGGGGAGGCGCUGAGGCAAGAGCGAGGCUGGGAUUGGGCUUGGGUUCGGAUGCCCGCUCAGCUUACUGCCUAGCUGCGUGUGGUGCGGGUGGGUAAUGCCGCACUGAUCCUCUCUACCCGUCUGUAAAAUGGGCCGGCUGAAGUAAUCCCUUCUCCCGCAGCCGCUGGGGAGAAUACGGCUCAAAACUAAGGAUUUCCUGGGUUUAGUUCCCAGGCCCCCCGGGGGAAGGGCUCUCCGCGCAGACUGCAGCCCUAGGGCCCCCCGCGCGCCGAGAGCGCAGGACACCUGCCGCUCCAGCUUCCAACUGUUCCCCGCGCCUUUCUCCGGCCACGCUGGGGGCGGGGCGGCGAGGUAUCUCUGUGACGCCAGCGCGCAGCGGACCAAUCCCUCAGCGGGGCAGGCGUUAGCUCCUUUGCAUGGGUCGCCCGCCAUUGGUCCGUUGAGCAACCCAGGGCGUCCCAACUUUUUAAAGCCGCCGCGUAGUAUAAACAAGGUGUUGCGGGGCUGCAGGGCCAUGAUGUCAUCGCGGCGCUGUAGCUCUUGGGGCUGACGUCAUCUCCAGGAGGUUGCCGAGCCUCGGCUGUUAAGAACCAUCCUAACCACUCGGACUGCUUAAGAGGCCGCCGCUGCCCCGUCGAAGGUCAGCCCCGUUGCACUUCACUGUCCCUGGCGGCGCCCAGUCCCCGAGGAGUGGACCAUGACACAUUUCCUCAGCUGUGAAGUAGAUCUGUCCCCUAUGUGCCAUCUCUGGUCUUCGGAGAACUUCAAGAAGCAGGCACUCCUCCCUGCCAGCUGGGAUAUUCCCCAGGACAUCAUAUUUCCCUGCUGUGCCUUGCAGAAUUUGAAGUGCCACCUGAUUUUUGCUUGGGUUGGGAGCCCCGGCCUAGCCCCUCCACCCCUCUGUCACCCCUGAUGCGACCAUGGGCUCUGGCGGUGACUAGGUGGCCACCCUCUACUCCUGUGGGUCAGCGGAGAUUCUCUGCAGGACCCGGCAGCACUCUGGGCCAGCCCUGGGGAAGCCCCGGCCGCGAGGGCCCCCUGGCCAGCCCGCCUGCCCAGGAUGAGCGCUUACCCUCCCAGCAGCCGCCACCCCGACCAUCACAUCUCCCCGUAGAGGAGCACCGAGCCUCGGCUCCUGCCGGCAGGAGCCCCCGAAUGCUGCACCCAACCUCCCAACAGAGCCCGUUCAUGGUUGAUCUCCACGAGCAGGUGCACCAGGGACCCGUCCCUCUGUCCUACACAGUCACCACAGUGACGACCCAAGGCUUCCCCUUGCCUGCAGGCCAACACAUCCCUGGCUGCAGUGCCCAGCAGCUCCCAGCAUGCUCCGUGAUGUUCAGUGGGCAGCACUACCCCCUCUGCUGCCUCCCACCCCCGCUGAUCCAGGCGUGUACCAUGCAGCAGCUCCCUGUGCCCUAUCAGGCCUACCCCCACCUCAUCUCCAGUGACCACUACAUCCUGCACCCCCCACCGCCAGCCCCACACCCCCAGCCUGCCCACAUGGCACCUCUUGGACAGUUUGUGUCGCUGCAAACCCAGCACCCACGUAUGGGCACCCAACCCUGUCUCUUCCAGCCCCUGCAGCGGCUAGAUAAUGAUGUGGAUCUGCGGGGGGACCAGCACCCCCUGGGGAGCUUCACCUACUCCACCUCUGCACCGGGCCCAGCCCUGCCCCUGCACUACCUGCCCCACGAUCCACUGCAUCAGGAGCUGUCCUUCGGUGUGCCGUAUUCCCAUAUGAUGCCACGGAGACUGAGCACCCAGAGAUACCGCCUGCAACAGCCGCUGCCCCCACCACCCCCGCCGCCGCCCCCACCACCAUAUUACCCCAGCUUCCUGCCCUACUUCCUCUCGAUGCUGCCAAUGUCACCAACAGCAAUGGGGCCCACCAUCAGUCUGGACCUUGACGUGGAUGACGUGGAGAUGGAGAACUAUGAGGCCCUCCUGAACCUGGCAGAGCGGCUGGGAGACGCCAAGCCCCGAGGCCUCACCAAAGCGGACAUUGAGCAGCUUCCGUCCUACCGCUUCAACCCAGAUGGUCACCAGUCGGAGCAGACCCUGUGUGUCGUCUGCUUCAGCGACUUCGAGGCGAGGCAGCUGCUCCGAGUUCUCCCUUGCAACCACGAAUUCCACACCAAGUGUGUCGACAAGUGGUUGAAGGCCAACCGGACCUGUCCCAUUUGCCGGGCUGAUGCCUCCGAGGUGCCCAGGGAGGCUGAGUGAGGCCCCACAACUGUCCAGGAGAACCCUGUCCGAAGCUCUGGAAACUCGGGGGGGGACCCAGGGAGGAUGGGGAGGGAGUGACCCAGGCCUGCCCCAUCGUUCUCACCUGCAUCUCCAGAGCUGGUGCCAGGGUCAGCCCCAAGAGAAGCCCCUGCAAUAAGCCCCUGCACUUGCCAAGCUCCAAAGACUCCUUCCCCCAUCUGCCUGCCAGUCCGCCUGCCACGGAGCUGCCUGAGUGUCCCCAACUCGGUCUCCUUCCUGUUUGCCCUUGGGUCCACCUCUUUCCUGCCGGCACUGGGAGCCAGGGGUCCAUUCCCCCAGUGCAGUUGGUGGGUCCUUGGCCCCGGGCUGGGCAAACGGGGCACAGUCCUGGGUAGCCUGGUCUCUAGCACUGAAGUGUUAUCCCAUCUGCCCAGGUGGCACGGACGGGCAUGCAGCGAGACAGUGGCACGAGGCCAUCUUGAGCCCCAGGCCCGGGUCCUCCUGCCUUGAUCCCAGACAGACUCAGGCAGCCAGCCCAGCCCAGGCUGCAGUGAAGGGGGUCAGUCUGGUUCCCAGGAGGACUCUUACCCCAGGCACAACAUUCCAGCCCCACCCCCAGGCUGGAGGGUGUCAGAGCCAGCCUCCCAAGCACAUGGGAGACAGACCCUGAGCUGGGGCGGCACAGAUCCUGAGGGGGCCUGCGCCGUGCCAGGAAGAGUGACCUGUGUUCUAGUGGCCACCCCCUGCUGGUGGCGGGGGCCAGACCCAUGUCCAAUCUCCCCUCUGUCGUUUUGCAUGAAUGUGAGGAGCAGCAGUUUUUGCUUAUUCAUUUGGCCCAAAAUCGCGUGUAGGAUUUGGGGGUGUGGAUUUUUAAAACAAUUUGUUUUCUUCUGGUUUAAUGGGGGGAGGGGGUCUAGGGACCAACUAGGACCGAGUACCCAGGGGGCAGGAACUGGUCCUGUGGUGCCGCCUGGUUUGCAUGCGCGUGGCUGGGCUGGACCAGGCGGCUGGUGGUCACGGUUGGGGUUGGGGGGGCGCUCUGUGCUCAGCUGAUAACUGCCAUGCACUGUACUGCACACGUCCCCAGAGCCUACCGGGACCGUACGCUUUUCAGGGCAUUUAUCCCUCUCCAGCCAGGGCCUGUCUCCCACCUGCCUGGGUGAGUCUCCUCCAAGGAAGUCCCAAGAGGGCAGGGACCAGGGAGGGCAUGGACCCCACUUCCGGGGGUCCCCUCCCAGCCUGAACCCUGCUCUCCAGGCCUGGAGGAACCCCCCCCCCCCCGCCCCCAUAGGGUCUGGCUGAGCUCCCUCUUCCUCCCCGGUCCUAUUCCUUGCCUUUCCUAUCCCCAGCUGGGGUUGCUGCCCUGAACGAACCGCGUGUGGGGCCGGCACAUCCUAGCAGGCAGCCCCUGGCGCCUGCUGCCUCAGGGAUGCUCCAACCACCCUCGUUCUCCCGUAGCGCCCUGGCUCCCUGCCUCUUCCUAGCCUGCCAUGGGGCCCCAUCAGCCCGGCCCCACCCCCAUGGAGAACCCAAAGUCUUACUGUAUAUAACUCCAGGUGACGUUUCUAUAUUUAUAGCAGUGUUGAAACCCCACAUGUUUUACACAGAACCACCCUCUCCCACCCCCCUCCCUCUCCCUCCCCAACAAAAGGUUUUCAAAACCCUUACGGUUCCUGGGGCAGGCGGAAACAGGCUCACGGAUUGCGUGUCGGCUGCAGCCAUGGUUCCAACAAGCAGCUAUGGGGGGAAACACAACAUUUAAAAAAAAAAUCAUUAAAAAAAAAGAUUUAUGAAACAAUUACUUAGGAUGUUUGUGAUUUGCCGACCUUGCUAUAGAUGCCAUGUUACCAAUGAUUUCCUGUGGUGGGGGCUUGUCAUUGUUUACUCUUUUAUUUACCAACUUCUGGCCUAGGCAUGACAGUGGACACCAUCCCCCAGCCCUGGCUGGGCCCAGCACCUGUGUUCUGUGUUAGGAAGGUUUUAUAUAUAUAUAAUUACAUAUAUAUAUGUGUGUGUAUAUAUAUGUAAUUUUGGGGGGCCCUGUUCCUUGCACAUUUUACAGUUACCUCAUUUUUUCCCAUGUAUGUAUUUGAGAAAAUGCUAAUAUAUAGAGAAAAAAAAAAGGUUCUUAAAGCUUAAAUGUGUGGUUUUUUCCAUUCCAUUGGAUUCACAUUGGUUUGUAGCAUUUAACAUAACUAGUAUGUUGUAUUAUAUAUAUGUGUAUACUGAUUGAAAUUUUUAACAGAUUUGUACUUUUUUUAAAAUGAAAGUUGCUAGUUCUGCUUGACCAAGUAGUGCAAUCAUUAUUUUUUUUAAUAUUGUUGCUGAUUUCAGAGGGAUAUUCACUAAUAAAUGUAUGACGUAUA